Messenger RNA from Microcebus murinus (gray mouse lemur), 1499 nucleotides. It is a transcript of the gene LRG1, whose product is annotated as leucine rich alpha-2-glycoprotein 1. NCBI's taxonomy places the organism in Eukaryota, Metazoa, Chordata, Mammalia, Primates, Cheirogaleidae. Gene Ontology annotation, molecular function: protein binding. The record is from RefSeq and is a predicted model, not a curated record.
CCCAGGGUCUGGUCUCCUGAUCCCAGCCCGGGCAGGUAUAAGGCCACUUCCCCAGGCCAACAGAGCCUAGAAGGAAACGAAGGGGGCCACCAUGUCCUUUUGGAGCAGACAACGAUACCAGAGCCCAGGGGGGUUUGAUCCCCAUCUUCCUAGGACCCUGUUCUUGCUGCUGCUGUCUCUGGCCUCGGCCCGGGGAGUCACCCCAACCCCCAAAGGCUGCGUGGUGUUCCAGUCAGAGAAAGGCAGUUCCAUCUCCUGCCACCCGCCUGCCCAAGUCCCCCGCUCCCUGCCGGCCGACACCUUCCACCUGGUCGUGGAGUUCUUCAACCUGACGCAGCUGCCCCCCGACAUCUUGCAGGGCGCCUCUAAACUCCAGGAACUGCACCUCUCCAGCAACCGGCUGGAGGGCCUGGCGGCCGAGUUCCUGCUUCCCGCGCCAGGGCUGCGGGUGCUCGACCUGACCCGCAACGCGCUGGCCGGGCUGCCGCCGGGCCUGCUCCGGGCCUCGGCCGCCCUGGAGACCCUGGUGUUGAAGGAAAACCGGCUGGAGGUUCUGGAAGCCUCGUGGCUGCACGGCCUCAAAGCGCUGGAGUUCCUGGACCUGUCCGGGAACCGCCUGCGGGAACUGCCGGCCGGACUGCUGGCCAACCUCACGCGCCUGCGCACCCUCGACCUUGGGGGGAACCGGCUGGAGGCCCUGCCGCCCGGCCUCCUGCGGGGCCCGCUGCGGCUGGAGCGGCUGCACCUGGAGGGCAACCGGCUGCGGGUGCUGGCCAAGGAGCUGCUCGGGCCGCAGCCGGACCUGCGCCUCCUUUUCCUGAACGACAACCAGCUGGCCGAGGUCGAGGCAGGCGCCUUCCGAGGCCUGCGCCGGCUGGACAUGCUGGAUCUUUCCAAUAACUCGCUGGCCAGCGUGCCCGAGGGGCUGUGGGCACCCCUGGCGCAGCGCGGCCGGGACAUGCAGGACGGCUUCGACAUCUCCAGGAACCCCUGGGUCUGCGACCAGAAGCUCAACGACCUCUAUCGCUGGCUCCAGGCCACAAAAGACAAGAUGUUCUCGCAGGAUGACACGCGCUGCGCCGGGCCUGAGGCCGCGAAGGGCCAGACGCUCCUGGCAGUGGCCGGGGCCCAGUGAGGCCGGGGCGGGGUGGGGCGGCUGGAGUGGGGGGCCCUGGCAGGACACCGCACCCCACUUAGCAAAUAAUCCCAGCUCCUGGUGAGACUCAAAGCUCUCCAUGGCCCUGUCUCAGGCCGUGGCCUUCGGGACACCCUGCCUGUGCCCAAGCUGUGCCCGCUUCCAGGAAUGCCCUCGCCCGUGUCCCAGAUCUCUUGGUCUCUGGGUUCCCCCAGCCCCCCGUCCCUCCCUCUGGGCCAGCCCUGGCCCCCCUGGGGUUGUUUUUCUGUGGCGUCCCCAGUGUAGGGGGUUCCCGAAGUACAGGGUCUGGGCUUGAGUCCCACUUGGCCACCUGAGGGCUUCAAUAAAUAACCUGCAAACUGAA